Molecule: messenger RNA, 213 nt
Organism: Protopolystoma xenopodis
Lineage: Eukaryota; Metazoa; Platyhelminthes; Monogenea; Polystomatidea; Polystomatidae
Source: the annotation of a GenBank genome assembly
AUGCUCAAUGCUGCCGGAUUGGUCUCUCAGGCAUGUUGUGCUGCUGCCAAACCGGUGCACUCGUCUUGUCUGAUCGCGUCUCCUCAUGCUGUGCCUAGGGUCUCGACUGCACUUAUGCCUUACUCAGAAGAUUAUGCCAACCUGAUCACAGUCUUGCCGACAACCAGCCCUUCAUCAGUAACCGUCUCUUUCUGGAGUCGCUUUUUCCGCUAA